Messenger RNA from Phyllotreta striolata, 3596 nucleotides. The record is from the annotation of a GenBank genome assembly. NCBI's taxonomy places the organism in Eukaryota, Metazoa, Arthropoda, Insecta, Coleoptera, Chrysomelidae.
GUCCGAUGCGAUCCGGUAAUCCGGUGUGUGUCGAUUCCAUACGAAUUACGAGUUCACUGUAUUAUUGAUAAGUUAAUCGCGUCAUAUUUGGUUCGCCGACGAAAUUACAUAAAUCUAAAAAAAUAUUAAAUUAAAACGUGAUUUAAACGAAUCGUAGUCGUUUUAGCGUGAUCGGUGACUGUAAUUCCAAUUAGUUCAAUUCAAUUUAAAUUUGCAUUACGAGGAAAAGGACUUUAAAAGAAAGCCGUCGAAAUGAAGAGCGAGAAUCCCAAUAACAUCGUUUACAAGGAAGUCGUUAUAAUAGGAAAUGGCCCGAGCGGCAUCGUGCUGUCCUACAUGCUGUCCGGGAACGUGCCGUACGUCACGUCUGAUUCCCAUCCAGACGAAAUGCUAUCGGCCAGACUCGGACCGAUCGUCGGCGACUGUCUCCUCUACCAGGAUUUCUCCCUUCUAUCGUCCGGCUUGGAGGGCAGAUCCACCAACCGCGUCUCCCUCCUGAUGGACGCCCUGCUGCACCCGCACGCCGACAUGGGCUGGGACCUCGAGCCCCUCGUCGAAUUCAGAAAAACCGGCGCCAAGAUUGAUCACAUAGUGCUCGGAAAAGGCCCGCCCGGCGGCUCGUGGCACCGCAUGGACCCGCAGAUGUUGACGCUGUCGUUGGGCAGCUGGAUGGCGCUGCCGGGGAUGCCGUUCCACUCGAGCGAUUCGGAGGAAAAGCGGGCGUACGCGGCCGACGUGGCCAAAUACUACGUCCAGUACACCGAUAAGAUGGGGCUGGCGAAGAAUUUCCGCAACGGCGUCACCGUGGAUUCGGUGGACGAGGUGAAGCGAUCGUACAAAAGCGACAAUUGGGUGGACAAGUUGAACAACGAAAUCAAAGGUACGCUGGAGGCGUGCAUGGAGAACGAGGAGAACCGAAGCCGGAACGUCAUGCGCGACGGUUUCAGGAGGAAUCUGAGGAAUUCCCGGUGCAAAUGCGACGGCGCCAAGCGAAACGACAAGAAACGUUCCAUAAGUUUUUGCUGUGAUACUAGCGACUUCGAUUGUGAUAGAUUUUAUUCGUCGUCGAUGAACGAAAAAUUGUUUAGGAAUUCGUUUACGUUAGAUUACAAUAAGGUGCCUUCAUACAAUUCCGCGUACCGUAGCCCGGAAACGAAUUGGAUCGUCAAUUGCUCGGACGCGAACACCGGCGAGAAGAUCACCUACGCCUGCAAAUAUCUGGUGCUGGCGAACGGCAGCAGCGACUCCCCCAACAGGUUGGAGGUGUCCAAAACGAAAGCGGAUCCGGCUUGGAUGCUGUACGAUUUAGGGAAUUUGGAAAGCCGGCUGGAUUCGUAUUUGACUCUGGAUCCGGAAGAUGUGGAUCCUGUGUUGGUGAUUGGAGCCGGUUUGAGCGCUGCUGAUGCCAUCAUGGCUGUAAGAGGAAGAAACGUUCCAGUCAUUCACGUUUUCAGACAAAGAUCGCCGGAAUUGAGCCGACAUCUGCAGGAAAAUUUGUACCCGGAAUACCACAAGGUUCACCAGAUGAUGCUGGACCCCAGUUCGAUUCAUCCAUAUUACACGGCCUAUCCGGAAUACACUUUGACAGAUUUCGACGCCGACGCCAGGACUGUCAUUCUGACGUCGAAAGAAGGCGUUAGUAAGAAAAUAAACGUUUCGUUCGCCGUCAUUCUGAUCGGUUCGAGGCCGGACUUCGCCUUUCUGCCGAAGCAUUACAAUUUGGCCGCCCGUAAGCACUUGUCGUUGGAUUGCAAAACCAACACGGCCGACAUCGAUAGAUUAACCUACGGCCUUCGCGGCUUCGAUAACUUAUUCGCUAUCGGACCGAUAGCAGGCGAUAAUUUCGUAAGGUUCUUGCCCGGGGGAGCUUUGGCCGUGACGGCAGAGUUGUAUAAAAACAGGAAUCCCAUGAGAAUUUGAGAAAUGUAACAAUUCGAACGAAAAUUAAUAAUAAAUAAUCGAUUUAGAUGCGGUUCUUUUGCGCUGGAAAAUCUAUCGAAUUUGUCUGAUUAAUUUCGAUUUUAUUCCGCUAAUUGAAUUCCCUGUUGAAAUAUCUAAUUGACAUUUUUUUAAUGUUAUUUAGUGAUAGCGAAUCGAAAUUAAUUGGACGUUUAUUUUAUAUACGAUGUGUUCGUUUUGUACGAUUUGAAAAGUUCGCGGUUUUAUAUUUGAACAAAUUCAGUUUCUUCAUUUUGCACCUGAAAUACUGCCCGUGAACUUUUCAUACAAAUAGUGCAAUGAAAUUUACACUUACAAUGCUGUGAUGGUGCAGUUAAUUCUAGUGAUUUUACAGAAAAGACGUAAUCGAUUAUUUUUACAGCAUUCUAAUUGUGAAUAUAGUAUUAUUUUUUAUAAAAGACAACAUAUUUUUCGAUAUUCAUUUUUUUAUACAUUUUGUAGAUAAAAGACGAUUUAUUUUUAGAUAUGGAUAACCGAAAACAUUACCAAUUUAUUUUUUAUUCAUAAUUACAUAAUUCCUAAUGCGGAUGAAGAAGUAAAGAUAUUUUUUAUAAGUUACCUUUUAACGAUACUACAAUGAUAUUACAGCAUUAAGCAAAUAACUUGUAUUGAAUUUUUUUCUACAAAGUUAUUGUCUACACUCAUAUGUUGAAAGCCCAACUUUCCGCACGAAAAAUAUUUUGCACAACAAAUUGUUAAGGAAAAAUAUGGCCGGGUAUUAAAAUUGCAGCUAAAUGUCAGUAUACACAUUAACACUUUUCCCCUCACGAUGGAAGAAAAGACAUUGUGCCUAAUUUUUACAGAAACUAAUUUUCUUCACUACUCUUUUUACACUUGUUAGUUAAAUUUUAAAUAACUCUAUUUUUUUAAAUCAAAAAUUAUUUUCAUGUAAUAGAAAUUACUGCCUCAGAUGAUUGAAAUGUAAAUAAUUUAAAAUGCAAAAUUGUUACAAUGUAUUAAUUUAAUUUCUAACAUUGGUAUGAUGUUUUCAAAUAAGUGCUUUACAUUACUCUGUUAUGCUUUCUAUAAAUUACUGAAAAGCAUUAAAUAAUUUCGUCAAUAAUAUUUACGAAUUUCAAUAGAAUUAUUUGUUAUUUAGUUAAAAAAGUGUCGAAUGUCUGAAGAAUAAUCUCUUUUGAUUUAUUUCGGCUUCUUCACCCGCCUAAUUAAGUAACACCGUUCUUAUCGGUUCCUUUAUGAUCUUCGCCUUUUUAUGUUUAAUAUGAAUGUUAAAACAAUUGUUAUCUUAUGUGAUCUGCUCUGCUUAUAUUAUUCUUAAGGGAAUUUAAUCGUAUUUAUUGUAUGGGAUUUUAUCGAUUGCUAGUGAUUUUUUAUAAUAAUGGGUUUUAUGGCACAUAAUUUUUACUAAAUAUUCUUAUACUGAGUGCUUGAAGUGAAACGCCCUGUAUAAUGUGAUAAUUAAUUUAUAAACGAUAUAAAUUACGAUUAAAUAUCCACGUAGAACUACUUAAUUGCGCUAUUUUUCACUUAGAAUGAAAUCACCUAUUAUAACGUUGCCUUUUACAACCUACUUAAGUAGUCUAAUACUAUUUGAUAACGUUAAAAUUUGAUUGUUCUAAAUAUUCGUUUUGUUGUUAUAUUUUACACAUUUUUUUGUUGAAUCUUUUUAAAAUUUG